Schistocerca americana (American grasshopper) is the source of this 2813-nucleotide messenger RNA. Its product is annotated as skin secretory protein xP2-like. The transcript is spliced from 7 exons. The coding region runs from base 376 to 1836 and encodes 486 amino acids. NCBI's taxonomy places the organism in Eukaryota, Metazoa, Arthropoda, Insecta, Orthoptera, Acrididae. The record is from RefSeq and is a predicted model, not a curated record.
CAUUUCGCGUUUACCUGUCAUUGGUGUAGUGUUUGUUGUCAAGUGCUACAGGUUUAAACCAUCGGGCUGUGGUGCUCUCGUAUCAUCGCGUUUGUUUACAUGAGGAGCAUUCUUUUUGGCGGGCCCUUCCGAAGAUUGAUUUGCAAUGAGGCAUCAAUCAAAAGUUCAUUGAAAUGCUGAAUAGCCAUCUGCUGAAUUCCGAGAAGAGACGUCACGUAUUCAUUAACGUAGAGAGGAGAUCGCGACACUGCGACGGCGGCGGUGGGCGGUAGGCGUGGCUGACUACUGCUUGGCGACCACACCCCGCUCUGGACUAACGAGAUGCGUUGCCACUGGUUGCAGUGCUGAAGGCGUGUUGAUGUCGGACCGCUCGCCAUGACAGUUCACUGGUGGAUGCAUUGGUUCUGGAUCACAACUGUGGUGGCAGCCCUGCUGCUGGUGCCGCUGGCGACCGGCCACCCCACGGCCGGCCCCACGUCGCCACCGUCGGCCGCAGGGGGGCGCUCGGCGCACGCCGGCCCCCGCGACUGGCACUCCUGGCCGCCGCCCUACGAGGACGAAGAGGACGACGAGGACGGCUUCCUGGGGCCGCGCGCGCUGCCGCUCGAGGGCCGCCCGCCCGACGAACCGCCGGAGGAGCUGGUGCCGCAAGACGCAGACGUGGACGGCGAGAUCCUCGCCGAAUACGCUCGCGAGGUGGCUGCUAGCCGCGCCGCCGCUCGCAACUCCGACGUACCUGAAGGGAACGGGGCACCCGGAGAGCAGCCCGCCUCCAAGGCUCUGACCACCAGGGAUGUACUGAAUGUUGCGCCGUCGGUGGCCAACUCCACAGUCGUCGACGCAGUUUCGUCUAGUCAGCCAAAUAAUUCGGGCAGUCGCGGUAACUCUAGUAGCGAUAGUGUGACGACUGGCGCGAGAGAAAGCAAGUCUUUCAGCUCUUCGGUGGCGCCAGUUUCUGUGGCACCUGUGAAGCCUCUGAAGGCGGAGACGGGGCAUAACAACGUGGAUACCGAGACUAAGGCGGGCACCGCGCGGGACCGGCUGCCGACGUCAGCUCCGGUGGCGGCCGCGUCUGGGAGCAGCACUGCCGCCCCCGAGAGCGCCGAGCCGCAGGGCGGCGUCGCGACGGCCCGGGCCGAGGUCGCGCCGCAGGACAGCUCCGACGCGCCGCAGGCCGGCGGCGUAGCUGCCUCGGCGGAAGCCGGCAGCCCCCAGCCGGCAGAAGAGGACGCGUACGCCACGGCACCAGCGGAGACAGUGCCGGAGACGGGCCCGGACGCGUCCUCCGUGCCGCCGGAGGAAGAGAGCGCCUGGACGGCGUACGACGCCUCCGCGGCGGCGGCAGCGGCGGCCGACGACGACGUGGACGUGGUGGGCCAGCAGGAGGAGGCGGCGCCACGGUCGCGCACGGCGGAGCGCGAGGCGGCCGACGAGGAGGAAGUCCCGGCGGCGGAGGCGGACGCGCCGGUGAGCCGCGGCCGCGUCGCGCCCGCCGCGCCGCCCACCGCCGCCAUGGACGCCGCCUCCAUCACCGGCAUCGCGCUCGGCAUCGUCGUCUUCUCCAGCCUCGUCGGAGCAGUAAGCUUCGUAAUGUACCGACGACGAUAUCUGAACAAGCCACAGACAUUGAAUGACAAGUGCAGUAAUCCUGAUUCAAGUGGUUACAUUGACGACAGUACACUACGGGUGAGUUCCAGCAAGGGUCACAGAGUUAUGACAUACAAGGAGAACUCGGAAGAAAUGUACAGUCUGGAUAAUGAUUCAUUUUUAAAUAGUCUUGAAGCAAUGACGAUACAAAAUUAUUGGACAGACAAUGUAAAACAUACUAAACUGUAGUAUUUGUCCUUUAAUUUGUGAGAAAAUUCCUAAUCCUAAUUUUAUUUGGUCAGAUUAUGCCCUUGUAUAAGAAACUCUAGUAAUUUGAUGACAUAUUUAUGUCUAGAUGAAGCCCAUAAAAGUUUUGCAGGUCAUGUAACAGAAGUAAUUAAAUGACCACUUAAAAACAAUUACCUUAUUUGUAGAAUUUCACUGCUGCCACAGAGUUAAAUUUGAUGUUACUUCUCUACAAUGCAGGUAAUUUUCAGAUAACUGUAUAACAAUAUAUUAUGUUACUACUACUUACUUCUCAGAUAUCUCUUAACUUUUUGAAAGUGAAUAUGAAUGCAGUAAAUAAAAUUGCACUUUGUACUCUUUAUUCCAAACAGAAACAAUUUAUCAUAUUUGAUGUACCUUCCUGCAACAAUCAGGUGCCUCUCUUGUAGUUACCUUCAGUUCAUUAGACUCAAUCCAAGAUCUGUAAACACUUUUGUAGAAAUGAGGAAGUAUAAAAAGUAGUAAUAUAUUUUGAAGUAAUUCUGCAGCAAUAAAACUGUAUAUUAUGUAUAGUGUAACCUGUUGAUUGUUUGUUAUAGUAAAUGUUUCAGCAGAAGACUGUUAAAGUGGUUUAUUGUGUGUGUGUGUGUGUGUGUGUGUGUGUGUGUGUGCACAUUUUAGCAAAUAUGUGAAAAAUGGUAUCAAGUACAAUCUCUACAAAAGUUCAUUAGCAAUUCUAUGUAUGAAUGAAUACAAUUUCAAAAUAGUAGUUUUAGCAUCUGACUGUUAUACUUGUAUUUAAUCAGAUAUAUUUUAAAAAUGUAGUUGGAUAAAUUCAAGUUGUAGCUUCCAGCAUUACAUCAGCUGGUAAAGACAGAUUGUGAGCUAUUUACUCAAGAAUGUAAAAGCAAAUUUUAUGGUAUUUUGCUAAUUUGUAUCAAAGUUUUGUUAAUUUCUGUAAAUCGUGUAUUUAAAACAUUUAAUAAAAUAUUUUCCAGGAA